Messenger RNA from Cinclus cinclus, 1237 nucleotides. RefSeq names its product defective in cullin neddylation 1 domain containing 5 (gene DCUN1D5). Gene Ontology annotation, molecular function: ubiquitin conjugating enzyme binding; cullin family protein binding; ubiquitin-like protein binding. Lineage: Eukaryota; Metazoa; Chordata; Aves; Passeriformes; Cinclidae. The transcript is spliced from 9 exons. Bases 234 to 974 code for a protein of 246 amino acids. Gene Ontology annotation, cellular component: ubiquitin ligase complex. Gene Ontology annotation, biological process: protein neddylation; positive regulation of ubiquitin-protein transferase activity. The record is from RefSeq and is a predicted model, not a curated record.
GCUCCCGCCCACGGCGCGACACCCGCUUCUGGGAACGGGGCCGCGGCGGCGUCUGCCCGCGGCGAGCGGAGGGCGGCAGCGCCCGGUGUGGCUGGGGAGACCAAGCGGAACGGGGUCUCCUCUCGUUUCCUCACCGCCGGUCUCGGGAGGCGGCGGCGGCCAGGGGAAGCGAGCCCGGGGGGGCCCCGGCAGCGGGCCCCGGCAGCGGGGCGGCCCCGCCCCGAGGCAAGACCAUGCCGGUGAAGAAGAAGAGGAAGUCCUCGGGGGCGGCGGCGGCGGACGAGACCGGCCUCAAGAAAUGUAAACUCGGCAGUGAAUUAGAGGGAUUGGUCAUCACACUGGAAAACAAGAGCAGAUCACAAGCAUCUGGUAAAGUAAUAAGUGGAGAGGAACAUUUUUCGAGCAAGAAGUGCCUGGCUUGGUUUUAUGAAUAUGCAGGUCCUGAUGAAGUUGUAGGCCCUGAAGGAAUGGAAAAAUUCUGUGAAGACAUCGGUGUUGAACCUGAAAACAUUAUUAUGUUAGUUUUAGCCUGGAAACUAGAGGCUGAAAGCAUGGGAUUUUUUACCAAGGAAGAAUGGUUAAAAGGAAUGACCUCAUUACAGUGUGACUGUACAGAAAAAUUACAGAGUAAGUUUGACUUCUUACGGUCACAGUUGAAUGACAUUUCAUCCUUUAAGAAUAUCUACAGAUACGCCUUUGAUUUUGCAAGGGAAAAAGACCAGCGAAGUCUUGAUAUUGAUACUGCAAAGUCCAUGUUAGCUCUUCUGCUUGGAAGAACUUGGCCACUGUUUUCAGUAUUUUAUCAAUACCUGGAGCAAUCGAAGUAUAGAGUUAUGAACAAGGAUCAGUGGUACAAUGUACUAGAGUUCAGUAGAACUGUCCACGCAGAUCUUAGCAACUAUGAUGAAGAUGGUGCAUGGCCUGUACUUCUGGAUGAAUUUGUUGAAUGGCAGAAAGUUCGUCAAGCGUCAUAGCAAGAAUUCAAAAGAAAAUGCAAAAGUUUUUUUUUGGUGCCUGCCUGUACACAAAGUAAUGAGAAAAACAAAGGAUUGCAUUUUCAUUCAUAAGAAAGACUUUACAGUAAUUUUUUUUUCCUUUUUUAAGGAGACUUUCUUGUUACAUGUGAUAUGGGCAUUGAACCACACCUCUUCUGAGACUGAAAGUUGGAGUUCUUGUUUUGAGUCUUAUGUUUAUAGCAUUUAUUUCAGAACAAUAAAGAUUCAGAUUUGUGACUAAG